Molecule: messenger RNA, 4014 nt
Organism: Miniopterus natalensis
Lineage: Eukaryota; Metazoa; Chordata; Mammalia; Chiroptera; Miniopteridae
Source: RefSeq, a predicted model, not a curated record
GUUUUCUAUGGUAAACUCGACUCGCAUCAUUGUGAGCAUGACCUUUGUGGCCUUUGUUCCUUCUGUUAGCUUUGGGAUGGCAUACGACUUCAUUGACUCCGUGGGGAACGAUGUGGAUGUUGUCUCUGACUCCGAGAACAUUAAAAAGCUCCUGAAGAUCCCAUACAGCAAGUCCCACGUGAGCAUGGCCGUGCACCGCGUUGGGAGGACCCUCCUGCUAGACGAGCUGGAUAUCCAGGAACUCUUUAUGCGCUCAUCACAGACUGGUGAUUGGACGUGGCUGAAAGAGUUUUAUCAAAGGCUUAUUGAUCAGAAGUGGCAGAGGAAGAAGAAGAGCAAAGAGCAUUGGUAUCAGAAGGCCAUUCUUUCCAAGUUUUUAUAUUACAGUAUCAAUGGAGAUGGAGCUGCUCAGCCUGUCCCAUCCUCUGCAGAACAGCAAGAACCGUCCAGCUCAGAUCAGACAAGUGACUCGGAUGGGGCUUCGUGGCCCGCCCCCUUUGAGAUGCCUUCUCCAGUCUCUGAAGAUCCCAGUGCUUCCAGUCAGGGAAGUGAGCCUCUUGAACCCUCAUACAUAGUGGGGCAUCUGGCCUCAGCCCCCCAAGAACAAAACCUGACUACUUUAUUCAAUGACGGGGAGAACAGUCAGGGUCUUAAGAAUGAUUUUGUUCGGAAUAUUUUAUGGACGUUUGAAGACAUACACAUGUUGGUUGGCUCCAACAUGCCUAUAUUUGGCGGUGGCAGAUACCCAGCAGUCAGCUUACGUCUCAGGGAUAACAACAAACCAAUUAAUGUGCUAACUGGAAUUGACUACUGGUUGGACAACUUGAUAUGCAAUGUACCCGAGCUUGUGAUGUGUUUUCAUGUAAAUGGAAUUGUACAGAAGUAUGAAAUGAUAAAGACAGAAGAGAUUCCCAAUUUGGAAAACUCUAAUUUUUCUACUAAAGUCAUAAAAGACAUUGCACAGAAUAUUUUAUCGUUUCUGAAAUCUAAUUGUACCAAAGAAGGACAUACCUAUUGGCUGUUUAAAGCGAGUGGCAGUGAUAUAGUGAAGCUCUAUGAUCUCACUACUCUUUGUGAAGAAACUGAAGACAAAUAUCAAAACCCAUUCACCAUGCCAGUGGCUGUUCUACUGUAUAAGGUUGCCUGCAACAUGAUGGUGAAGAAGAAUCAGAAUAGGAAGCACUAUGGAACUGUCAGGACGUUGCUGCUUAACUGUGUCAAAUUGCUGGACAAGAGCAGGCAUCCCCAGAUUAUUGCUUCAGCCAAUUACAUGCUUUCAGAACUUUUUCAAUUGGAUGAGCCUAAAAAAGAAGAAAGUUCAGAAUCUCCGUUAAAUGAGAAUUCUGACGAAAGCUAUAGUGAGGAAGAGGAGGAGAUGCCAGACAGCGACGAGAACGGGUCCUAUGGCGCCAGCUCUGACCCUCCAGAUGAUAACAAAGCCGUGGCCAUCAUCAAGUCUGUGGGAGAGCUGUCCGUUCCAGAGAAGUACAAAUCCAUCCAUCAGAUCAGACCCAGCUGUGCGUUUCCGGUUUGCCAUGACACAGAGGAGCGCUGCAGACUUGUGCUUAGCUACGUCCUGGAGGGUUUAAAGUCUGUGGAUAGCAGCAUCAAGAAAGAAAGCGACCUCCCUGCAGCUGACCCCAACACCCCAAUCCCUUUAAAAUAUGAAGAUGAGUCCGCAAUGGGGGGUCCUGAGGGUCUGGAGAAGCAAAUGGCCUUGUUUUUGGAUAAAAUGGGCUCCCUUCAGAAGGGUAACUAUUCUAGUCAGUCUGGGAUGAUCCCCGGUUCCUGGCAACAUAAAAUGAAACUCCAGCUGAUUCUCAAGUCAUCAAAGGCCUAUUAUGUUCUGUCUGACGCUGCCAUGAGCCUUCAGAAAUAUGGAAGAGCGUUACGAUACAUCAAGUUAGCUCUGCAGAGCCAUGAUACCUACUGCUGCCUCUGCACCAACAUGCUGUCCGAAGUGCUGCUGUUUCUCUCUCAGUACCUGACCCUCUGUGGCGACAUCCAGCUGAUGCUAGCCCAGAACGCAAACAACCGGGCAGCCCACCUCGAGGAGUUUAAUUACCAGACUAAGGAGGACCAGGAGAUACUCCACAGCCUCCACCGGGAGUCCAGUUGCCAAGGAUUUGCCUGGGCGACUGAUUUGUCUACGGAUUUAGAAAGUCAACUUUCAGUUAGUUGUAAAUGUUAUGAGGCUGCUAAUGAAAUCUUGCAAUUUAGUGACUUAAAAAACCAAAACCCAGAACACUACGUCCAAGUAUUGAAGAGAAUGGGCAACAUUAGAAAUGAAAUCGGUGUGUUCUAUAUGAAUCAGGCUGCUGCGCUACAGAGUGAGAGAGUGGGGAUCCACAACUUUGAAUCAAUUGACGAUGCUACAAAUGCAGCCCUUUUGCUAUGCAACACGGGGAGACUCAUGCGGAUUUGCGCACAGGCGCACUGCAGCGCAGGGGACGAAUUUAAGCGCGAAUUUUCACCAGAGGAAGGCUUGUAUUAUAACAAGGCUGUCGACUACUAUCUGAAAGCUCUGAGGUCCCUGGGAACACGAGACAGGCACCCCGCAGUCUGGGACUCCGUGAACUGGGAGUUGUCCACUACCUACUUCACUAUGGCCACGCUGCAGCAGGAUUACGCUCCGCUUUCCAGAAAAGCUCAGGAGCAGAUUGAAAAAGAAGUCAGUGAGGCCAUGAUGAAGUCCCUGAAGCACUGCGACGUGGACUCGGCGUCUGCGCGGCAGCCCCUGUGUCAGUACCGCGCUGCCACCAUCCACCACCGGCUGGCGUCCAUGUACCACAGCUGCCUGAGGAACCAGGUUGGGGACGAGCAUCUCAGGAAGCAGCACCGGGUGCUGGCUGACCUUCAUUACAGCAAAGCCGUGAAGCUCUUCCAGCUCCUGAAGGAUACGCCGUGCGAGCUGCUGAGGGUGCAGCUGGAGAGAGUGGCGUUCGCGGAAUUCCAGAUGAGCAGUCAGAACAGCAAUGUUGGAAAAUUAAAAACACUCUCUGGGGCUCUUGAUAUUAUGGUGAGAACCAAGCAUGCAUUCCAGCUCAUCAGAAAGGAGCUCGUGGAGGAACUGGACCAGCCGAAGAGUGAUGAGACCACUGCUGCUGAUUCCACUCCUGGUCUGAAUCGAGAGGAAGUGCUCAAACUCCUGAGCAUCUUUGAGUCCCGGCUGUCGUUCCUGCUCCUCCAGUCCAUCAAGCUGCUGUCUCCGACCAAAAAGAAAACAAGCAAUAACAUGGAAGAAGAUGUAGCCCUCAAAACCAACAAGCAGAUUUACUCCCAGCUCUUGAGAGCUACUGCCAACAAAACCACAGGUCUCUUGGAAAGAAUUGACGUCCUCACUCGCCUGCUGGACCAGCUGGCCCGGGGCAGCGCCGUUCAGUGACUCGGCCAGGGCCAGUGCCCACAGAUGUGUCGUCUGGGCCUUCCGCGCUCGGGCCAGUCUGUCACUCGGUGCUUCGUUAAUUAAAUACGUGGGAAAUGUGCGCUCCACAGGCACCGUGGCAGGAGCAGCGUUCUCAUUUCCCAACAGACGGAGCAGUCCCAGCUCCCUGCCUUUUCCAUCGGAAGUGCCGGAAUCGGAGUUGGACUCAGAGCCCGGCCUCCUUCCUGUGAGGCGUGUGGUGUGUGCAGUUACACUCUUAAGUAUUUCUGAGUGUGUUAAGCUACAUGGGUUUAAGGCACAAUUAUUUUGGAUAAAUGUUACUUUAGGUCAAGGGGACUUUUAUCCAGGUGACUUUAGUGGUCACGUGGGUUAGAUCUACAGUGUCUCCUCCGAAUGGCUCAGAAAGGAGUUGCCCUCUUUAAGCUUCAGUGCAGGAUUUCUGGAGACUAGCUGCUGUGCAGGUCGCUGUGUUUAGUGCAUGCUCGGAAGGGGCCCACUGCUCUUUGACUUCAUAUGACAGCUGACCAGGAAUAUGUACUACUUCCCCCACCCCCGUUUUUAUUUUAAACUUGAAACUGUGAAUAAUAAGUCAGAAAACUAUUUUGAAUAAAUAAGUUAUUUCUUUAUAA